AUGAUACAGCAAGCAAAAGAGGAAGAUCAAGGAAAGUAUGAAUGUGUUGCACGGAAUAUUCAUGGUGUUACACAUUCGAAAGCUGCACAUUUAUAUGUUAAAGUUCGACGAGUACCACCAUAUUUUUCAUAUAAACUUGAACGCUUGUAUAAAAUAGCACCAGGUGGUGCGCUUAAUUUAACUUGCGUUGCGGUUGGAUAUCCAAUGCCACGGGUAUUCUGGAAGAAAUCCUACGAUACAUAUCUUAACGAUCCACAAGCUGCACCAAUUGGUCGAAAUGUGCUAACAUUAACAAGAAUUGAGAAAACGGAAAAUUACACCUGUGUUGCUGUCAGCAAACUUGGUAACAUCGAAGCGAUGACAACUAUUGAAGUGAAAUCACUACCUCGUGCUCCACAGAAUUUACAAGUAUCUGAUAUAACAUCUAAUAGUGUUCGCGUAAGCUGGAAUCCGGUGUAUAUUAAAGAUGAACCGGUUACGAAAUAUAUCAUAAAAUAUCGCCAGAAGAAUGUUGCUACUAUGCCAACAUCAAUAUUUCCAGCUGAUAGUAUCGAAUAUGAUGAGGGAGCAUUCAAGCAGAAAGAAGUAAGCGCAAAUGUCACUACCACUGUUAUCACUGAAUUGGAACCUUAUCAAUUAUAUGAAAUCACAGUAUCAUCGGUGAAUGUAAUUGGCCGUGGUAGUGCAAGUUUGCCAAAAGAAGUGCAAACUGAUGAAGCAAAGCCAAGUAGUCCACCACAAAAGGUUCAGGCUCGAUCAUUAAGCCGAAAUUCCAUAUUAGUUCGCUGGGAACCACCAAAGAAAUCAAAUGGACAGAUUACGGGAUAUAUUGUUUACUAUACCAAUUUGGAACCAACAACAUCGUAUUCUUCAUGGAAAACACAAGAAACUAAAUCGGAUGAGCUAAUUGCAACGAUAGUUAAUUUGAAAUUUGAAAGUAUUUAUUACAUUCAUGUACAAGCAAGAAAUGCUAAAGGAUUAAGUCCAAUGUCACAACUGGCAACAGUUUUCACACGACAAGGAAUUCCGGGACAACCAACAGAUCUUACAGCAAAAGUUCUCGAUUCAAAUCGAAUUCAACUUACAUGGGAAAAACCGUUGCAUUCGUAUAAUAUUAUCGGUUAUUUAAUUCAUUUUAAUUCAUCAACCGGGAAUGCUAGAGAAUUAACGCUUACAAUACCGGUGGAAAAGCAUAUCAUUGAUGGUUUACUUCCUGAUACCUUUUACUCUUUCCGGGUGGCAGCUCAAUCAGCAAGAGGUAUUGGUGCAUUUUGUACGGAUGUUACGGUUAAAACACAUCCAAAUGUUCCGACAGCUUCACCAAAAAUUAUUAUUCUAAAAGCGCUUUCAUCGCAAUCUUUGUUUAUUCGUUGGAAGAUGCCAUUAUUAGAAUAUCAUAAGGAGAAAAUUCGAAAUUAUCUGAUACGUUGGCGUCCUGUUUUGGCAAAUAAUGAAACGGAUGGUAGUAAAAUGUGGCAAAGUGAUGAAGAUGACGAAAUAUCAUCCGGAAAAGGUGAAAAAAGCGAAAAACAAUGGUUGGAAAUGAUUCAAGAUGCUGCAUUAGAUAAUAGCGCAAUUAUCAAGGGAUUAAAUCCGCAUACGAUAUAUGAAGUAAGCAUUGCAGCCGGUAGCAAAAUGGGUUAUGGACCUGGUAGUGAACCGGAACAAGCGAAAACUGAUGAAGAUGGUUGGUAUUGCUUUUUUUUGUUGUUGUUUUGUGAUUUCAAUGCAUGCUUUUGUUUAUUUCAUUUUCUUAUAUGA
Messenger RNA from Cercopithifilaria johnstoni, 1761 nucleotides. The record is from the annotation of a GenBank genome assembly. Lineage: Eukaryota; Metazoa; Nematoda; Chromadorea; Rhabditida; Onchocercidae.